CUCCACGCCGGAAAAUGGCGGCGGCCGCCUGGACCAGCAGGUCUCUGGCCCCGCGGCUGCCCCGCAGGCUCCCGCCCUGGUUACGCGCUGGCGGCGCUGCGGGCUACGCGGUCGCGCUGAGGGGCGGCGCGGGGGGUCUCCCAGGUACAUCAGUACAGAGGGGAAGACCAAAUGGAAGACUAAACGGAAGACAAAAGAGAGAGCCUGGACCUCCCAGGACUGAGAAGAUGGAGGUUGAUCAGGACUGGACCAGCGUUUACCCAGCCACAGCUGCUUUUAAACCUUCUUCAGUGCCCCUCCCCAUUCGGAUGGGCUACCCAGUGAAAAGAGGAGUACCUCCUGUGAAAGAAGGCAACUUGGAACUUAUAAAGAUCCCCAAUUUCUUGCAUCUAACACCAAUUGCCAUCAGGAAACACUGUGCUGCUCUUAAAGACUUCUGCACGGAGUGGCCAGCUGCCCUGGACAACGAUGAGAAAUGUAGGCAGCAUUUUCCCAUAGAAAUUGAAACAACAGACUACAUUUCAGCAGGCCCAUCUGUUCGUAACCCUAAAGCAAGAGUGGUGACUUUAAGAGUAAAGCUUUCAAGUCUCAACUUGGAUGACCAUGCAAAAAAGAAGUUCAUUAAACUUGUAGGGGAGAGAUACUGCAAGGGCACAGAUACCCUGACCAUUACAACAGACAGGUGCCCCUUAAGAAGGCAAAACUAUGACCACGGAGCAUACCUUCUGACAGUGCUGUUCCACGAAUCAUGGAAAACUGAACCAUGGGAAAAAGAAAAGACUCGAGCUGAUAUGGAAGAAUAUAUGUGGGAGAACAGUGCCUCUGAAAAGAAUGCUUUGGACACACUGCUUCGAAUCCGAGCAGCUGAAACAAAUGAGGAAACCAGCAGAGAGGCACUACUUGCCUCAGAGAUCGUUCACGACUACAAAAAAUCAAUGGUUGUGCUGAAAAAUGAAGGAGAAACAGAGAAGAAUCUUUCAGAGUAUAAGGAGUCUGUCAAACGAUUACUAAACAUGAAUGCCUCAUAGCGGAAGGACUUUUCUGUUUAUAUAUACAUCAUAAAAUUCGCAUGGGUCUCUGAUGUAAACUUCUGUGACCUUUGACCUUUCUGUGAUCAGUUUCUUACACCUGUAACCUUACUAUUCUGGCAACACACAUUCCCUGUAUAUAAAAGAUACAUUGUCUAAGGAAGGCCUAGUAACCUAAUGUUGUGUUCUAGGCAUCUUUAGGAUUCCUUUCACUUUACAAACAUUCUGGGGUUUUUUUCAUGAAUGAGUAGCUUUCACUGAAGCCUCACUUCAGCGUUCCUUUGAACUAGCAUGUUCCUAGUCCACAAUUGUGGAAACAUGAGUACUUUUGCAUAAAGCGAAAGAUUGCGGGGGGUGGGGGGCUGCUGCUGUAAUGGCAGAUCUCACGUUCGCCUCAGCGUCUUCCCCCGUGUAAUGUUUAGUACAACUUGGUUUGAGGAUUUUCUUGUCUCAUGCCACAUAAAGUAGCUGCCACUGGCUGGGUGAGGAAGUGAACCAAACUGUAGCCUAGACAAAGCCUUCGUUAUAGUACCACUUCAGUCAAAUCACAUGGGGAUACAGCUCUUGAGAAGAGGGGAGGGAAUUUUGUCUGCCAAGAAAUUAAGAAAAGGUGGUGGCAGAGUUCUUCAGUGGGAGUGAGCUAUAGAAAAUUUGGUGAAACAGGGAAGAAAUGGAAGAGAGCAAACUGUUCUUGGACUGCCAAAAAAUUGAACAACUUAGAUAAUACAACCUGCACUGAAUGCUACGCAUAACUAGUUGAGAUUUUUGUUGCUAUAUAUUUUUGUGGAUCAUGUGGUGUGAUAAAGUGGCUGAGGCCUUGAAAAUCCCUGGUUCAGACUUUGCCUCAGCUGUGAACUCACACCGCACCCUGAGGCAAAUCUGUCAGCAGACCCUAACCCUAUAUAUGAAAUAAUUCUGCUGGUUUUUCUUGCAGGGUACUGUUGAAGAAACUGAAAAAACAGGAUUUUCAGUGCCCCCCGAAUGCUAAAUAAAUACUUGAAAUGGCUGUUAAUCAUAA
Heteronotia binoei (common prickly gecko) is the source of this 2046-nucleotide messenger RNA. RefSeq names its product mitochondrial ribosomal protein S35 (gene MRPS35). The transcript has 8 exons. Lineage: Eukaryota; Metazoa; Chordata; Lepidosauria; Squamata; Gekkonidae. Gene Ontology annotation, molecular function: structural constituent of ribosome. Gene Ontology annotation, biological process: mitochondrial translation. Gene Ontology annotation, cellular component: mitochondrial small ribosomal subunit. Bases 15 to 1028 code for a protein of 337 amino acids. The record is from RefSeq and is a predicted model, not a curated record.